Cylicostephanus goldi is the source of this 828-nucleotide messenger RNA. The record is from the annotation of a GenBank genome assembly. Lineage: Eukaryota; Metazoa; Nematoda; Chromadorea; Rhabditida; Strongylidae.
AUGAAUAUCCCAAAGAUAGUGCUGAAUCCUACACGAUCAGUGAUGAAAGAGUCUAGCCUUGAUCUGCUUCUGACAGGAUGUGGGGAUCGAAGGACUGUCAUGAUCGAAAUGGAUGGAGACCAAGUGCCAGUAGAUAGGGUAGAAGAGGCUAUCGAUCAGGGUUUGGAUGCGACAAAUAAGCUUUUGGAAGCUAUGAAUGAGUUACGAGCUCAGACUGGAAAAGAAAAAGCUUCGUUCACACAGUCGCAAUUUCCCGAAGAUUUGCUUGAUGAAGUGCGUGCUCUUUGUGAGGAGCGAUUAUACUAUAUCCUUACCGAUCCAACACAUGACAAGAUCUCACGUGAUGAAGCUAUAAAGGAAGUAGGUAAGGAUGUGGUAAGUUCUAUACCAGACGGUGACCCCACCUUGAUCCAGUCAAUAUAUCGCUUUCUUACAAAGAAAGCCUUGCGAGAUCUUAUAUUAGACAACAAUAUGCGAUGUGAUGGACGUGGGUUAACUGACUUCCGGCCGAUAACUAUAAGCGUUGAUGUUUUCAAACGUCUGCACGGUUCUUCUUUGUUUCAAAGAGGACAGACUCAAGUAAUGUCUACCGUCACAUUUGACAGUCCGGCUGCAGCUUUUCAUUCAGAUUCUAUAUCACAGUUACUAGGUAGUCAACGGAAAAAGAUGUUCAUGCUGCAUUAUGAAUUCCCCAGCUAUGCUACAAAUGAGAUCUCAUCUUCUCGAGGUGCUAAUCGGAGGGAACUGGGACACGGUGCUCUGGCAGAAAAGGCACUGAAACAUGUAGUUCCGAAGCAGUUCCCAUAUAGCAUCCGUCUGGCUUGUCAG